AUAGUUAAAUUACGUAUGCUCUCUGCUAGAUCCAACAAAAGCUGGCCGCUUCUUAAUUAAUUAUGCGUUCGCCGGUACCGCAUGCCCGUUUGCUGGAUCAUGAAUCAUUGAUAAUUUCUACUGCUACAACACUGGUCUACGGAACUUGUCUGAUAGGCCGUCGCAUAGCUGGUUCUAUGAUGACGGAUACUAAUAACGGUAUUAUUCUUGCUAUUCGACUAUUUAAUGUGAGUAUAGGUACGUUGAGUCUAGAGGUCGGCUUAAGGCACGGAGAGAAACACGAAGAGCAGGCGGAAUAAUUCGCCCAUAACCCUAUAACAAAUGACACGCGAGCAUCAUUGGGGCAAGAGGCCUCGCCAGAACACACGAGGCGUCUCAGGGCGGCUAUAUAAGAAAAGCGAAAACGCCGGGAUCGUCUCAAGGGCCUUGGGCUACUUCUGGCAUAAGAGCCACGAGAAGCAACAGUCGCCACCACCGCAGCCCAAUGCGAGACAGUCGGACCGGAUGGCGAACUAUGAGAUUACACACCAUCCAGACCGGCCACCAUCUGACAGGAGGGAAAUGCCGGCUCUUAGCGAAUUUGAGUAUGCGGCAAGGAUCGAGAAGAUACAGAUACAAAACCUAAGGCACUACGAAAUACCGGGGAACAGGGCCCGUUAUAGUCCGCCAGGCUCGGGAGUAGGCCGGCCGAACGUUGCCAUUUCGCCUAGGUACGAUGGUGGCAGCGUCGUCUACGACGGAAGGUCGAGCUUCGAGCUUCGAGCGGAGGCCGAGAGAGAGUGGCUGUCCUUUGGCGAGUGGGCCGCGCCAGCUGAGAGAUCCGACGGCGCUGAGAGUCCGGUUGUAGGACAUGCGGCAUCGCCCGGGUCUGCGACGAUCCAGGUGUAUCGCGAGAGUGAUGCCAACCGGGACUCCGUCGUCGGAUAUCCCGCAGAGCGUGAGGAGUCGUUCCUGCUGCCCGCCAUGACAUUCCGCCCCAGCGAGCCACCUCCGCCGAGAAGCACGUGGGAAUUGGGAGGAGAAUAUGAAUGGAGCAGUCGGAUCGAGUUCCAUAGAGCCCAGGCGGCGGCAGCACUCGAAGCCGGCCCGCGGCCUACCUACGCCACCUCGUGUAAUAUAACGCGGAAGACUACGCUGAGUUUGACGGAUAUCGCGCACUUCAGAUCCCCACACGAGGUGGGCUAUCCGGCAGCAUUCGCUGCGGAUAACGACUUCGAUCUAACCGAUGAGGUUAUAGACGAGCCAUCGUACACCUACGCGGCACCGCCGGUGCUCCUCUGCCCGGCUCCAGGAUGCAACGCCGUCCUCGCGAUGACCAAGGAAAAAAUCGAAAACUUAUGCAUCAGCUGUCUCGCGACUUACCGGCAGUACGCGCCCCUCGACUCUCCCGUCUCACCCCCGCAUUCGCGCUUCGCGUCACCUCCUUACACGCCCACCCCCUACAGCUCCGACGGCGACGCUCCCAGCAUCGCCCAUGCCCAGGCCGGGUCCAGGCUUAGCCUCGUAGAGCACCUGCGGGCCGCCAAGUCCCGCGUCGCGGCAGCGUCGCGACUCAGCUGCUGGCUCCGCGACAGCUUCAGGCUCCAGCCGCCGCCCGCGAGCAAGCUGUGGCGGCCGCUGCGGCGGCAGCAGCAGCAGACGGAGCAGCAGCGCGAGGUGGCCGGCAGCGAUAGCGGGGAAGGUCGGAGGGAGAGAGUGGGCUACACGGUCUCGGAGAUAUCCUCCUCGCCGUCCCCGGAACCCGGGUCAGCUAACAUGGCCGGCGAGCUGGACGACGCGAGCAGCGACGGCAGCAGGCAGCUGGGCUACUUGCUGGAGCGGCUCCGCCGGCUCGACUCGGACCCCUGCCCGAGCGCCAGGCGGUUUACCAUGAAGCCGCCUUGCCCCUUGCCUCUGUGCUCGGUUCCGUACCUGCCUCCUCCUUCUCCUCCUCUCAGCAGCGGCACCAUGCCCGUCGCCGUCCUUGGCUCUCCGCCGCGAGAAGAAGACGAGGACGCCUGGGCGGAGGACGAGGAAGAAGAAGGAGAAGCCUGGGCGGAGGACGAGGAAGAAGGAGAAGACACCUGGGUGGAGGACGAGGAAGAAGAAGGAGAAGACUCCUGGGUGGAGGACGAAGAAGAAGAAGAAGAGGAGGCAUGGGUGGAGGACGAAGCGGGGAUGCGGGUGAGCGUCGUGAGUCGCGGGUACAGCGACGUCAUCGACGAGAUCAUCGACUGCUACCUGUCGCCGGAGACGCCGAACGCCGAGGUGCGCUGGCGCCGCAGGUCCGCAGCCGUCCAGUCGUACUUCACCGAGGUGUCUGAGGAGUUCGAGAGUUGGCGCUGGGCGACUCGUCGAGGAUCCCGGGCGGCGUAACCGGCCCUGGCAAGGAAAAGCGGAGAGGAGAGAGAGAGAGAGAGAGAAGAAGAGAGACGAGGAGACGAGGGAGACGAGGGAGUGAGCUAAUUAAUAAAUAUUCGUAAUGUCUAGUUAUAAUAUGUCUUGCUUAAUUUAUGGUGUCGACUGAGAAGAGGGGUAAUGGCAUACGGAAGAGAAAGUGAGGACGAGUACGUUGAGCUAU
Molecule: messenger RNA, 2560 nt
Organism: Durotheca rogersii
Lineage: Eukaryota; Fungi; Ascomycota; Sordariomycetes; Xylariales; Xylariaceae
Exons: 1
Coding region: 322-2355 (677 amino acids)
Source: RefSeq, a predicted model, not a curated record